This is a messenger RNA of Gavialis gangeticus (Gharial), 5600 nucleotides long. It is a transcript of the gene PLCH2, whose product is annotated as phospholipase C eta 2. Bases 574 to 5385 code for a protein of 1603 amino acids. The record is from RefSeq and is a predicted model, not a curated record. NCBI's taxonomy places the organism in Eukaryota, Metazoa, Chordata, Crocodylia, Gavialidae. The transcript is spliced from 24 exons. Gene Ontology annotation, biological process: phosphatidylinositol-mediated signaling; lipid metabolic process. Gene Ontology annotation, molecular function: phosphatidylinositol-4,5-bisphosphate phospholipase C activity; calcium ion binding.
GAUCAGUGAGCUGAGAGUCCUUAACAUGUAAAAUGCAGGGGAGGAGACUUCAGCUUCAGAUUGUGCUGCACGUUUUCUUUUUUUUGCAAUUCAUAUGAGACUCCGUAUACACAAUGCAGAGAGGCUGGGACAGAAUUGGCUCUACACUGUUGAGAGAAAAGAGAUAAAGGUGCGCAACAUGCAGGAAACACUGGGAGGAUACACUCAAUUUUAAGUCCCAUCACUUUAAUGCCUGCAGGAAACGCAAAGGCUAAGACAUUUGUGACAUCAAGACUGAAGACAGUGGUCAUUUUACUUUAGCAUCAGUGACUGAACAUUUAUUCCUGAAAACAAAUUGGAGGUGUCAGUAGGAGUAUUCUGGCUAUGGCAUAGUUGGUUUACCAUACCAAAGAGGAGAUUUUAUAUGGCUUUAGAAGAAACCAGAAAGAACAUCUCAAAUUUUGGACUUCCAGAGAUUGUUUUAUCAUUGGGGCUGAAUUUUUUAGGGAGAUAUAUGGUCAGCUUCCAAUCUGAAAUAAUUUGUCGUGUGGUUCAGAGUGGACAUUCUGAAUAGGCAGUUUCUGACAGCCUACAAUGUCUCUGCCCUCUGCAAAAGCCAUGCUAAGGGAUCCAGCUCAAGGAGAAGAGCUGCGACUUGUCGAUGGAAACUGUUGCCAUUUCCUAUCUGCAAACCUCAUCACAGUAGUGGAAAGAUGUAUGAACUCCAUGCAAGCCGGGACCCAGAUGAUCAAACUACGCGGUGGUUCCAAGGGUCUGGUCCGUUUUUAUUACCUGGAUGAACACAAGUCAUGUAUUCGCUGGAGACCAUCUCGAAAGAAUGAGAAAGCCAAAAUCUCUAUCGACUCCAUCCAGGAAGUGUGCGAGGGGAAGCAGUCGGAGAUCUUUCAGCGCUAUGCUGAUGGCAGUUUUGACCCCAAUUGCUGCUUCAGCAUCUACUAUGGAGACCACAUGGAGUCGCUUGAUUUGGUGUCAUCCAGCGGGGAGGAGGCCCGCACGUGGAUCACAGGGCUCAAGUACCUGAUGGCAGGGAUCAGUGAUGAAGACAGCCUGUCAAAACGCCAGAGAACCAGAGACCAGUGGUUGAAGCAAACCUUUGAUGAGGCAGAUAAGAAUGGAGAUGGCAGUUUGAGUAUUAAUGAGGUGCUCCAGCUGAUGCACAAACUGAAUGUAAACCUCCCUCGACAAAAAGUCAAGCAAAUGUUUAAGGAGGCUGACACAGAUGAUAACCAGGGCACACUGGGCUUUGAUGAGUUCUGUGCCUUCUACAAGAUGAUGUCAACACGGCGUGACCUGUACCUACUCAUGCUUACCUACAGCAACCACAAGGACUACCUGGACACAGAGGAUCUGAAGCGCUUCCUUGAGAUCGAACAAAAGAUGACUAACGUGACCAAGGAGCACUGCCUGGAAAUCAUCAAUCAGUUUGAACCAUGUCUGGAAAACAAGAAGCAGGAGGCCCUGGGAAUUGACGGCUUCACCAAUUACAUGCGGAGCCCUUCAGGGGAUAUCUUCAACCCAGAACACUACCAGGUGAAUCAGGACAUGUCUCAGCCGUUGAGCCACUACUUCAUCACCUCUUCACAUAACACCUACCUCAUGGGGGAUCAGCUGAUGUCUCAGUCCAGAGUGGACAUGUACUCCUGGGUGCUGCAGUCCGGUUGUCGCUGUGUGGAAGUUGACUGCUGGGAUGGGCCAGAUGGCGAACCAAUUGUCCACCACGGAUACACCCUGACCUCCAAGAUACUCUUCAAAGAUGUGAUUGAAACCAUCAACAAAUACGCCUUCAUCAAGAAUGAGUACCCUGUUAUUUUAUCUAUAGAGAACCACUGCAGCGUCAUCCAGCAGAAGAAGAUGGCUCAGUAUCUUAUUGAAAUCCUAGGAGACAAGCUAGAUCUGUCUUCAGUGCACAAUGAAGAUCCCACCAAACUGCCUUCCCCAGAGAGUCUUAAAGGGAAGAUAUUAGUUAAGGGAAAGAAACUUCCAGCCAAUAUUAGUGAGGAUGCAGAGGAAGGAGAAGUGUCUGAUGAGGACAGUGCUGAUGAGAUUGAUGAUGAUUGCAAACUUAUGAAUGGAGAUGCUUCCACCAAUCGGAAGCGAGUGGAAAAUAUAGCAAAGAAGAAACUUGACUCGCUGAUAAAGGAAUCCAAAAUCCGUGACUGUGAAGAUCCAAACAAUUUUACAGUCACCACUCUGCCCUCAUCUGGAAAGCUCAGCCACAAGUCAGACAUCAAGAAGAAAUACAGUUCCAUGGCACAUUCAGUAGGAGACAAACCUGUGAACAAACUGGAGGAUGAUGUAGAAUCUGGGGAAGACUCAAGCGGCAAACGACACAGCCGUUCACUGAUGGGCAGCUUUUCCAAGCGCAAGAAAAAAGGAGGCAAACUGAAAAGGGCAUCCAGUCUGGAAGAGGGAGAAGAUGACUUGGACUCUCAAGGAAACUUAGCAAGGGGCUCGGUACAUUACAGCAGGAUGAGCCGUCAGAAGAAAACAAUGAAGCUUUCCCGUGCUCUUUCUGAUUUGGUGAAGUACACAAAAUCUGUUGGGAUCCAUGAUGUUGAAACUGAACUCGCUUCCAGUUGGCAGGUCUCAUCUUUUAGCGAGACAAAGGCCCAUCAGAUACUCCAACAAAAGCCAGCACAAUAUCUACGCUUCAACCAACACCAGUUGUCUCGCAUCUACCCAUCUUCUUAUCGGGUAGACUCUAGCAACUACAAUCCCCAGCCCUUUUGGAAUGCUGGCUGCCAGCUGGUUGCACUAAACUACCAGUCAGAGGGGAGAAUGCUGCAGCUGAACCGGGCCAAGUUCAGUGCCAACGGGAAUUGCGGCUACGUCCUCAAACCAAAGUGCAUGUGUCAAGGUGUCUGUAAUCCAAAUUCUGAGGACCCACUACCUGGUCAGCUGAAGAAGCAGCUUGUGUUGAGGAUUAUCAGUGGGCAACAGCUCCCAAAGCCACGGGACUCCAUGCUGGGAGACAGAGGAGAGAUCAUAGAUCCAUUUGUAGAAGUGGAGAUCAUAGGGUUACCAGUGGACUGCUACAAAGAACAAACCAGAGUAGUUGAUGACAACGGUUUCAAUCCAAUGUGGGAGGAGACUCUGGUAUUCAUGGUGCACAUGCCAGAGAUUACGCUUGUUCGGUUCCUGGUGUGGGAUCACGAUCCAAUUGGGCGGGAUUUUAUUGGACAGAGGACGAUAGCUUUUAACAGCAUGAUGCCAGGCUAUCGGCACGUGUACCUGGAAGGUAUAGAAGAAGCAUCCAUCUUUGUUCAUGUAGCUAUUAAUGACAUCUGCGGUAAGGUCAAGCAAGCUCUGGGCUUAAAAGGCCUAUUUCUCAGAAAUCCAAAGCAGGCCUCUCUAGACAGUCAUGCUGCUGGUCAGCUCCAUCGCAAACACUCCUUUAGCAGUCACAUCUUACGUCGGACAGCCAGCGCACCCACCAAGAGCCAGAAGAAGAACAAGAAGGGCUUUCCUGAGAUUGCUAUCGAUACCAAAGACAACAGCUCUGAAGGGGCCAGUGAAGACCGUGAACUGGAAGACUCCUCACAGCCUCGCUUUGAGCAAGAGCCGGAAAACACUUCUCCAUUGCCGGCUCCCAGAGAUGGUGCCAAUGGGGAAGUACAUGGCAAGGGGUUGAAAGAUGUCCGCCAAUUCUCAAUGCAGAGGUCUGUCACCUCCUUAUGCAGCUUAGAAAUUAUUACCGAAGAGCCCAUCAUUGCCAAUGAAAACCAACAUACCGGUUCUUGUUUCCCUCUACCUGUUACGCCCCUCAGUGAUUCUGAAGAAGAGUCUGUGUCUGAUCAUUCUGCUGAAUCUAGAUCAGAAGAAGAUGGCCCAUCAGACCUGCCUGAGAGAGCUCUUCUUGCUAAAGAACCAAGAGUGGGCUUGGCUGCAGAAGAUCAAGUGCUCAUAAUCCCAGGAGCAGUUGUCACAAAUAUGUUGGUCCAGGUAGAUGAAAGGAUAUAUACAGAAGAACAUUUUAGAGAUGGUGAUAGUUGGAAAUGGACAUACAGUCGUGCUGAAGAUCAUCAGUCUAGUUUGGCAGCAAAUCCUCAACAAACCUGGGGGGUCUUGGCACCAAGUGAUGCUUCAGCCCAUUCUGCUGAGCGCUGCCAGGAACAAGAAGACCACAUAGAUCGAUCGCUGACAGGUGUGCACAGCAUUGCCAGAUCCAUGAGCCAGGAGGGUCGUGCCACAGCCGUCGCACCACAACCAUGCAACCUGAAUAAUAACACGCAGCUGACUUUCCCUCCAGAUGCUUUCCAGAAACCCCAGGCUGCCCAGGAUCUGGCUGCUCCUGUUUCUCAAACAGGCUGUCAUAUGUUAAUAAAGAGAUCAAAGAGUGAAGGGCACAAGAUUUCAGACCACUCAGCCUUAAUGAAAAAUCCCAGUAGCCUGUCCCCAGCGGCAGAAGUAUACUUUGAUGCCACCAUAAAUGACCAGAUCUGGAGCAAGUUAGAUUCCAGCAAUCAUCGGGACAGCAUGUCUUCCUCCUCCAGCAUGUCCUCCAAUGACACUGUGAUAGAUCUUUCUCUCCCUAACCUAGCUCGCAAAAGCCUUCCAGAUCUAGGUGCCCAGCAUGACAACUUUGAGCCCAUUGCUGUGAGAAAAGGUAUGCGUCCACGGUCUGCUACGACUUCCAGUAGUGAAAUGCCAAUGGUGACCAAGAGCAAAUCCAAUCCUAAUCUGCGGUCUGGUCAACUGCCGGUGGAUGAGAUAUGCCCUCGGCCUUUGGCCAGGGGUCCUCAAGACACAUUGUCAUCUAUUCCUAGGAGGCAUACUUGGAACAGGCUCUACAUGGAAAGUCUGAAGCAAGCCUCUCUCAAGUCCAAAGACCAGGACAGGGUUGGGACUAGCCAAGCAAAAUCCAAGAGCCUUGGAGAUCUCACCUCUGAUGAUAUUGCAUGCACUUUUGAAAGCAAGUACCGGAGUAUCAGCAGGAGCUUUGUCACUAGAUCAAUGCGGGCUCAGCGCCGCUCCUCAAGCUUGAGGCCUUCAGCCAAGCCCCAGGAUGAGCUGACUGAGCAGCUGAAGAAGUUGAUGGCCUUUCAACAGGAAAAUGACAUCACCUCCCCGAUCUGUCUUGAGCCCAUUGAGUCAGAGGAGGAAGAGGAAGGUCUGGGACUCCUCCGCAGGUCAUCCUCUCGCAGUCAGAGCAGAGUGCGGUACAUCGCCAACCGGGCCAAGCAAGCUCAGGAGAGGCAGCGGCUGCAAAGCCUGAGCCAGGUCAGCAACAGUCCCAUUGAGGAGAGGGGAAACCCAGAGGGAGCUUGCUGCAUUGCAAAAGGGGUUUGUACGGACACCACUUCUCCCAGUCUGUUUACAUCCCAACCCAAGAACCAAACUGAUUUUAACAGUGACACUGAGGUCUUCUUUAUGCUGAAACUCUAAUGUUGGGAAGUGCUGAACAAAGUUGAUGUUUACAUUCCUGCCCAAGCAGAACACAGUAAACCAAGAGGUAUGAAAUGCCCUAACACAGGAUGAUUCCUCACCCCUAUGGAGGUAAAGGAACUGAAGAGAUUGAAUGGAAUGGAAUGGAAUGGAAUGGAAUGGGCAGUGACUCAAGUGGAUAGCACACAAAUUAUUGGACAUAAAAAUUCAAGGAA